AUGCACGAGUGUCACUCUGUUGCGUCUUGGGAUGUGUCGCUAAGCCCUCUUCUACUCAACAGAUUCAUUACAAUGAAGACGCUCUCACAAACAGCAUGUUCCCUGCUCCGCCAGCGGCCAGCUUUCUCCUUCACAGGCCGGAGGACCCUGGCGUCACUUACACGACAACCUCCGCCAACCCACCCUGUUGUCAUCCGCCCCUCAGAUGCCGAAGUACGCAACAACCUUCUAGCGCCACGAAACCUUGAGAUCGCUGUUCGACAAUUACACUCCGAUGGUCUUGUCGUUGUUGAGAAUGUUGUACCUCACGACGAGCUUGAUGCCCUGAACGAAAAGAUGGUGAAAGACGCGCGAUAUCUCCAAUCGCUUGGCGACAAAGGGCCGUUCAACUACAACCAAGGCAACCUCCAACAAGAUCCUCCGCCGGUGGCCGAUUACUUUUACAAGUCUAUAUUCGCCAACCCCAUCGCGACCCAAAUCACCUCCAACGUCCUUGGUCCCCGUCCAAAAUGGACCUUUUGCUCCGCCAACUCAGCCAUGCCUCCUCUCCCCGGCUCCUCGCCCCAGAGACAACCAGUGCACUCGGACGCCGAUUUCGCGCAUCCGUCGCACCCCUUCGCACUUGUAGUCAACGUCCCGCUUGUAGCCAUGACGCCCGAGAAUGGGUCCACGGAGGUCUGGCUCGGCACGCACGCCGCAGACGUCUCGGCGCAGGAAGGUAAGCAUGGCGAGCGGGCUAGUGGGCGCAUCAGAGAGGACCUGCUCGCUCAGAGGCGCGACGUGAGGGGCCCCGCGCAGCCUGAGGUGAAGAAAGGGAGCAUCAUACUCCGCGACUUGAGGUUGUGGCACGCUGGAAUGCCGAACAUGAGUUCAGAUGUGAGGGUCAUGCUUGCAAUGAUUCAUUUUGCGCCUUGGUAUCGGAACCCAAUGAGGCUCCAGUUUGGGGAGGACAUGAAGCCUCUCCUUGCGGGAUUGGAGUCGCAAUUGGAGAUCCCGGUGGAUUGGAUGAGGAAAGCGGAGGCUUUGGGGUCGUAUCUGAACAGGGGAUUCGGGAAUAGCUAUGACUUUGAUCAGGAUAAAUGA
Molecule: messenger RNA, 1083 nt
Organism: Colletotrichum truncatum
Lineage: Eukaryota; Fungi; Ascomycota; Sordariomycetes; Glomerellales; Glomerellaceae
Source: RefSeq, a predicted model, not a curated record